CGUCUCCUCCAACCUCAGCUCGUCGUCGCGAGCAGCUAGCAACGAUGGACUACUUCAACGGCACCGACUCGCACUGCGGCGGCGCCGCCGGCGCCAUGGGCUCCUACGUCUACAACCUCACCUCCUCCUACGCCGACCAGAAGAACGAGGUGUCCAUCGUCGCCACCUCCCUCGCCAUGCUCCUCCUCGCCGCGCUCCUCCUCGCGUUCGACCUCCUCACCGGCGCCGCCACCUUGCGCCCCGUUGCGCGCCUCGUCCUCUCCGUCUCGCUCUCCCUCUUCCUCCCGGUCACCUCCUACCUCUUCUCCGAGGCCAAGAACGUCCCUGGCGCAGACGGCAGCGGCGAGCUGCCGCUGCGGGCGCGUCUCAUCCUCGCCUGGAUGCUGCUCGUCGAGCUGCUCCGCAAGAAGGCGGAGGGCACGGUGACCGGGACUAAGGGCGCAGGCGGCGGCGGCGGCCCCGCUAGCCGUGCCGGCCGCGUCGCCUUCCUGGGAUACCUCGUCUUCUUCAACAUCCACGGUGCCGGGAGGAAGGCGGUGUUCGGCGCGCUCUGGGUCGUCGCCGCCGCCAAGCUGGUGCAGCGCGUCGCCAUUGCUGAGUUUGUCAAGCGCUCCUUCGCCUUCGGCAAGAACCCGCAGCUUCUCGCGGGCUACAUGCCGCAGACGCUGGAGCAGCACGAGCGGCGCCCGCGGCGAGGCGAGGAGCUCAUGACGAGCUGCAAGUACGCCGUCCAGGGAGAGGAAAAACUGGAGAGAGAGGCUGGCCCGAACGGCUACCUUGUGUACCUGGACAAGGCAGUCGCCGGCGAGGACGCCGUCGUCACCGUGGGCAGAGUCUGGUCGCUCGCCGAGAGUGACCAGCUGCUGGUGUCCAACCCGAAGCUGAAGAGGCUCUGCCUCUCCUACGCGCUCUUCAAGCUGCUUCGUCGCGAGUUCGAGGAAACGGCGCCGUUGACGGCGACCGAGGCAGGCGACUGCCGGGAGCUCAUCUUCCGAGGCCUAUGCAACGACGGCGCCGCCGACAGAGCUACGGCGGCGGCGACACUAUUCCGGGUGAUCCACGACGAGCUCGGGUUCGCCACCGAGUACUACCACUCCGUCCUCCCCGUGAUGCUCGCGAGCCCCUUCUUCCUCCUCGUCAACUACAUCGUCUUCCCCGUCGUCGUGCUCGGCCUCUGCCUCUUGACCGUCGUGCUGUGCGGCAACGGCGACAUCGCCUUCAUCUUCGGCAGCAUCAAGAGGGACAACUACGCCGUGUCGUUCGGGUUGAUGAGGAUGACGAGGUGCCUCCUGAGCAGAGUCCUCCGGUCACCGUCGGCGUUGUUCUCCUCCAUUGACCUCUCCAUCACGUUCCUCCUCUUCCUCACCAUCAUCUACGAGGAGGCGUGGGAGCUCUCCGUCUUCCUCCUCUCCAACUGGUUCACCGUGUCCAUGGUGUGCGACUACGCCGCCAAGCCGCCGAGCAAGCUCCGCCGCGGCACCAUCAUGUGCGUCCAGUGGGUGACGAACAGGAUAGGCCACCGCAACCUCCGGGUCAAGCAGUUCUCCGUGCUCUGGUUCUGCCGGCUCCCGUUCAAGCUGCCUAUGGCGGCCGUGCCGGAGGAGGCGAAGCAGUCCAUCAUGGAGUACCUCGCGGCGUACGAUGGCACCGUAACCCCGCUCAGCGCCGGCAGGUCAGCCGUUGCGAGGAACCCUCUGUGCAGCUCCUCCGGGCUGAUCUCAUCGGCGUGCGAGAGCGACAGCGUCGCCGAGGUGAUACUCACAUGGCACAUCGCCACCAGCCUCCUGGAGGUGAGGUGCCCGCCACAGAAAGAUCAGGCGGCGGCGGCGGCGGCGGUGGCUAGCUCGAGCAUGGUGGCGACGCGGCUGUCCCGGUACUGCGCCUACCUUGUGGCGUUCCACCGGGAGAUGCUCCCCGACGACGUCGACUGCUCGGCGCGCGUGUACCGUGCCAUGACCACCGAUCUCAAGCGGGAGCUGGGGCUGAAGGGCUACUACCUCUCGACGGACGCCACGCGGUACGGCAUGAUGAUGGCUAUCGCCGGCCGCGACGACGGCGACGAGGCGGGGGCGGAGGCGUCGACGGUGGUGCGCAAGGGCGCGAGGCUAGGGAAGGCGCUGAUGGACGAAGCCGCCGGCGACGAGGCGGCCGCGUGGAAGCUUGUGGCCGACGUGUGGACGGAGAUCGUCGUGUACGUGGCGCCGGCGAGGGACGCCGAGCAGGUGAGCGCGCACGAGCAGGCGCUGGCGCGCGGCGGCGAGUUCGUCACCGUGCUCUGGGCUCUCGCCGCGCACACCGGCAUAGCCCGCCCCGCCGCCGCGUGAUGAACUCGUAAUUAAUCCAUCGGCCGGGUGGUCAAGGAUGGUAAUGAUUCGUUUGCAUAUAUGCAUGGCUUGACUAAGUUUGUUGCCGAAAGCAUGUAUACACUCGUUGC
Messenger RNA from Oryza brachyantha (malo sina), 2434 nucleotides. RefSeq lists its product as uncharacterized. NCBI's taxonomy places the organism in Eukaryota, Viridiplantae, Streptophyta, Magnoliopsida, Poales, Poaceae. The coding region runs from base 45 to 2324 and encodes 759 amino acids. The record is from RefSeq and is a predicted model, not a curated record. The transcript has a single exon.